GUCGGUGAUCUUGUAAUCUGAGAAAUAAUUUUUGUAUGUUAUUUUGAUAUUCUAAAAUUAAUAUUGCUCAGCUUUACAUGUUAGAAUAUGGUAGUUGACUUUGUGCAGUUGGUAAUGUUCAACCCAACUCCAACCCCAACGUAACUCUGAUCCCAUGGAAACAGGCAAGGCAACUUAACUCUAACCCGACUCUAACCCGACUCUGACCCGAUUUGGACCCUCGAUGGAAACGUAGUCAUUGACGACGACUCCGAUGAUCACCACAUUUUUUUUCUCUGAAAGUGAUAGCGUCAAAAUGGUGUCUAAUGUAUUGCUACGUAUAAGUAGCUCGUAAUUCAAAUAUGAUGAUGUAUUAUCGUGGAAGAACGAUUUUUACGCAUGCCUUAAAACAAUUAAACAAUUAUUUUCAAUUAACUACUUCACGUCAUUUUCAAAAUCCUAAUGUAACCGUACUAAGUGCCAACAAAAAUGUGUGUAACAAUCGCAUAGUUUGGUUAGAUAUGGAAAUGACUGGACUUGAUAUAAAUACAGAUUACAUUUUGGAGAUAGCAUGUUUAAUUACAGAUAAGAAUUUACAAGUUAUAAGUAAAGAUUUAAAUAUAGUUGUACAUCAACCAGAUGAAAUAUUAAAUAAUAUGAAUGAUUGGUGUUUACAAACUCAUAAAAAAACAGGAUUGAUUGAUGCAUCACGUUCAAGUAAAAUCACAAUACAAGAUGCUGAACAAGCCAUAUUGGAAUUUUUAAAACUGCAUGUUGAGGAAAAAACAUGUCCAUUAGCAGGAAGUUCAGUUUAUAUGGAUCGUAUAUUUUUAUAUAAAUAUAUGCCAUUAGUCAAUGAUUAUUUGCAUUAUAGAAUCAUUGAUACCACAACUAUUAAGGAGUUAAUUAGGAGGUGGAAUACAGAUAUUCCUGCAUUAAACAAAGAACAUGAUCAUCGAGCAUUAUCAGAUAUAAAGGAAAGUAUAAAAGAACUAGAACUGUAUAAAACACAUAUAUUUGAUAGAUGUACUAGAAAUUGAAAGUUAGUACAUUUUAUAGUAAUAAACUAAGACAAGUACAAAAAAAUAAUAAAUAAAAUAAAUAAUUAUUUUCCAU
Megachile rotundata (alfalfa leafcutting bee) is the source of this 1095-nucleotide messenger RNA. RefSeq names its product putative oligoribonuclease. Gene Ontology annotation, molecular function: 3'-5'-RNA exonuclease activity; nucleic acid binding. The record is from RefSeq and is a predicted model, not a curated record. Lineage: Eukaryota; Metazoa; Arthropoda; Insecta; Hymenoptera; Megachilidae. Gene Ontology annotation, cellular component: mitochondrion.